AUGGCGACCGUCAAAGACAGCGAUACGAAUUUGUGGCUCCACAACAAACUCGGGGAUAGUGAAGAUUUAUGGUCUGGAAUAAGUAGUGUUAGUUCGCAACUUCAAGGAGACGUCCUUAAGAAUGUCUUUGUUUGUUUCCAGAGUCUCCAACCGACGGUGAAGUUGAAAAUGUUAAUGUCUAUCCUGCAUAUGCCUCGAAGAAAUGUCGAUGAGUUCCAAGUAGAGCUAAAUGCUAUCAUCCACCUUGCACGUAAUGACUCUGACCAAUGGGUGUCUAUUGUUGGUGAUAUUCUUCAUACGUAUCCCAGCACUGGAAGCCUGAAUCUUGAGAUCGAGGAAGACCAUCAGUUUGUAGCUGAAGUUUUAUAUGAUUUACGCAAACAUUUGAGUAAGACUGAUUCAAACAGUUUGUUGCCGCUAGAAUGUCAGUACCUGAACAAGAAUGCUCUGAACCAGCUAGUAGGGAUGCAGGCACCUCCUGUCAAGCACUUUGCUCUCAAGAGGAAGCCCAAAUCAGCUGCCCUAAGGGCUGAGCUACUACAAAAAUCUGCUGAGGCAGCCCAGCAGACCAAGAAGCAGGUAGGAGCCUCCACUGUCCCCACCAAGAACAGGACCAGAAAAAUGGACGACUCUGUACCAUUGAAGGGAAUUCCCAAGGCUACUCCAGGAUUCCGAGCUGCACCUGCAUUACCUCGCACUAUUCCAAUCAAUCGUAGGAUGGCCUUUAACAGAGAGGGAGGUACAAAGUUACUUGACAUCACUGACCAGCCUCUAGGUGGGAACAAUAGAGAGGCCAAGAAACGGAAGAAGCAAGCAGAAUUGGAAGCCCAGGAGCAAGCCAAGAAGGAUAAGGAGGCUGCUCAAGCAGCUACACCAGACUAUGCUGCAGCUUUCAUGUCACCAGCAUCGGUCAAACCAGCCACUACUACCAACCCUCUAGACAAACUAGACGAGCCCUCAGUACCUUCAUAUGCACCUGCAGCGACUACAAGCAAGCCAAACAAACCAACAUCAUCACUUCUUAAGGGCUUUGACCAGCCAACUCCUUCCCUGUCCACCAAGACAGCACGAGAUAAUCUCCAGCAUCAACUACAGCAGUCAUUGGAACAAUCAGGAUUUAAUCUUCAAAAUCCUAACCCUGUCCCUGGGCCAACAGCCACACCUACUCCACAAAACCCUGCAUCUCAACCUGCUCCCGCCACACCAAGCUACCCCCAAACUGGAGCUAUUGGAGUUCCAUCUGGGACACCUCUUGGUACUGUAGGUGAAGCUCCUGGAUUGGCCCCAUCUACUGCAUCAACAAUGACUACUGGCAGUGGUGCACAGAAAAAAGCACUAUCACUAACGAGGGAUCAAAUGGUUGCUGCCCAGGAGAUGUUUCGCCAGUCAAACAAGGUUACUCGACCGGAGAAGGCACUUAUCUUAGGCUUCAUGGCUGGAGCCAGGGACAAUCCAUGUCCGCAGCAGGGUGAAAUUGUCACAAUUCGUCUGAGUGAAAAUCGAGAGAUGGUUCCACAGGCUGAGGGGAGUGGAGCAGAUGAUAUGGUUGUUGACACAUACUUUGAGAUGAACUAUUCCACAGGAAAAUGGAAGCGGUACAAGAAGUACAAACCACUUUGAAGUUAUUUCAAAGCAAAGAGUAACCGAGAGAGACACUUGAGACAAGGAGGAUGCCUUAAAGGAUGUUCCUCUUAAACAUUUCCAACAUGCUGGAAACUUUGGGCACUCAGCUGAGAAAUACACGUACUGUUGAUCCUUAAAAACAAACCAUUCAAAAGCAAUAACAUUUCACAUGUUGAAGUAGUCAGGUGCAGUCCGCAGUUCUCUCUGUAAGAACCAGCAGAAGUAUUGUGACUUAUUGAGUUUGCACACAGAUGAGAGCAUUGAGUAAGCAGAAAUCAUUUACCCCGUCAAAACACUUCUGUGCCUACCCACACUAUUAUUUUUCUGAACUUUUUGGAGCUUCAUGAGUAAUCGCUUUCCUUUGAAAUUACAAUUGCCGCAAUGACUUGACAAAAGAAACUCAAUAAACGUUCUCAUAAUUAGUUCUACUUUUGACGUUGUCGUUUAAGGCACUGGACACUGAUGGUAGUUACUCAAAAUAAUUGAUACCUUAAAAAACUUACUUGAUAAAGAG
Messenger RNA from Asterias rubens (European starfish), 2137 nucleotides. Its product is annotated as negative elongation factor A-like. The record is from RefSeq and is a predicted model, not a curated record. Bases 1 to 1620 code for a protein of 539 amino acids. Gene Ontology annotation, cellular component: NELF complex. The transcript is spliced from 10 exons. Lineage: Eukaryota; Metazoa; Echinodermata; Asteroidea; Forcipulatida; Asteriidae. Gene Ontology annotation, biological process: negative regulation of transcription elongation by RNA polymerase II.